CGGGGCGGUGCGGAGGCCGCGGACACCGCCGACACCGCCCGCCGUAGACGGCGCGGCUCGCGGCCGUGGCGGUGGCUGCCCAUGCCGGUUCCCCUGCCGAGCGCCCGCGGGCCGGCGCGCAGCGGAGCUCCCGAUGAGUGAAGAAAAUACUUCUAUGAAGAGUAAAGGUACUCGAUUCUGGGAAACCUCUUAAAGCACCUCUAACUUCAAAGCUGGAGAAAAGUAAGAAGGAACGAUCCAUCUGACUGUCUUGGCAUCUCACACGGAACACAAAAUGGCUCUUCAGAAAAAAACUAUUGCGUGUUUAUUGGAGGAGUGGUGUUUGGCAGAACCACUGUUUGACUGCAGACGGCACCAGAAUGUUAGGAAAAAACUGAGACUGAUACGAAUUAUAGGGCUUCUUGUCAGUGUAGUGGUCAUUAGUACUUUUUCUCUUUCAAUUAGUGCCUUUUUCAAGAUGGAACCACGUAGCAUGGCAUUGACCAGCAGCCUAGAUAGCCAAAAGCAGGUGCGUGGGCACCAAAGAACUCUGUUGGAUAUCACAGAAGAGAAUGAAAAUGAUGCUCCAGACCUACAUGAUUCCAUGAAAUAUGAAGCUGAGCACAACAAUGCAACAGAUGAUCAUGCCAAGGGAGAGUACCCCGAGGACCUUUUCUCUCUUGAGGAGAGAAGGAAGGGAGCAGUGAUCCUCCAUAUAAUUGGAAUGAUUUACAUGUUCAUAGCCUUAGCCAUAGUCUGCGAUGAAUUCUUUGUUCCUUCCUUGACAGUCAUCACUGAAAAACUAAGCAUAUCUGAUGAUGUGGCAGGGGCAACCUUCAUGGCUGCUGGUGGGUCAGCCCCAGAACUCUUCACUUCUUUAAUAGGAGUGUUUAUCUCCCACAGCAAUGUCGGCAUUGGUACAAUAGUGGGAUCUGCCGUGUUCAAUAUCCUGUUUGUUAUUGGAAUGUGUGCUUUAUUUUCUAGAGAGAUCUUAAACCUUACUUGGUGGCCACUCUUCCGGGAUGUGUCCUUUUACAUCGUUGACUUGAUCUUACUAAUCAUCUUUUUUCUGGAUAACCUGAUCAUGUGGUGGGAAAGCUUAACACUCCUGACAGCAUAUUUUUGCUAUGUGACUUUCAUGAAGUUCAAUGUUCAAGUAGAAGAAUGGGUGAAGAAAUUGUUAAACAGAAACAAGGUUGAGAAGGUAACAACAGCAGACGCUGAAGGAAAGUCACCUAAUGCUGGCGACAAGGAUGACCAAACACUGACGACCAAGCCACGACUCCAGCGCGGAGGAAGCUCUGCAUCUCUCCACAACAGUCUGAUGAGGAACAGCAUCUUCCAGCUCAUGAUUCACACACUGGACCCACUUGCUGAAGAGCUUGGAUCAUAUGGAAACCUAAAAUAUUAUGACACAAUGACUGAAGAAGGAAGGUUCAAGGAAAGGGCCUCAAUCCUGCAUAAGAUCGCCAAAAAGAAGUGCCAGGUGGAAGACAGUGAAAGGCAGAAUGGAGCUGCUAAUCAUGAAAAAAGUGCAAAAGUGGAAGUUGCAGUAACACCACCAAGUGAUUCAGGACCAGUGCAGAAUGGAAUUGCCCAUAACGUUGAAGAAGAGAAUGAAGAGGAUGAGGACCAGCCUCUCAGCCUGGCCUGGCCUGAUACCCUGCGCAAGCAGCUCACCUACCUUCUUGUAUUACCCAUUGUUUUUCCACUGUGGGCCUCCCUCCCAGAUGUCAGAAAACCUAGAUCGAGAAAAUUUUUCCCUAUCACAUUUUUUGGCUCAAUCAGCUGGAUUGCAUUUUUUUCUUACUUAAUGGUCUGGUGGGCACAUCAGGUUGGAGAGACCAUUGGUAUUAGUGAAGAAAUCAUGGGAUUGACUAUUUUAGCUGCUGGCACAUCCAUUCCUGACCUUAUUACCAGUGUUAUUGUAGCACGCAAAGGUCUGGGGGACAUGGCUGUAUCCAGCUCUGUUGGAAGCAACAUAUUUGACAUCACAGUGGGACUUCAUGACCAGAAUGGUAUAACACCCUCACUGGAAAGGAAAAAGCCUGACCUUCACAGCUGUAAGGACACAGUAGUGCUCUCUGCAAGUGCAGCAGCAGCAGAGACCACUGCCCCGCUGAGGGCAGGGAGGGAGCAAAGAGUAACCGAUCCAAAGCCCUACGCACUGGGAAUAUUUCAAUCUAAAGCUGGCAUGAACAGCUUGAAGGAAGAAUUUUUGUGUGUAGGGCUAAGGGUUGGUAUCCUGUAAUGGCAUUUGUAUACUGUAUUAAAAUAUAUCUGACUCAUUUAUUGCCUGUGUCUGCUUUCCCCUGUCAACAAAUUUAUCUUGGAAGGUAUUAAAAGUAAUUUUUUUCCCUCAGGAAUGAGACACCUCAUGCCCCCCACUGCCUUGCAUCUGCUAGGCAGAUCAUUAUUCCAGUGGCUGCAUAACUCUGUGAUCAGUGGCAGCUCAGCUCCAGAGGUAGUAGGAGAGAUUU
Messenger RNA from Columba livia (rock pigeon), 2459 nucleotides. RefSeq names its product solute carrier family 24 member 2 (gene SLC24A2). The transcript has 11 exons. Bases 275 to 2230 code for a protein of 651 amino acids. Gene Ontology annotation, molecular function: calcium, potassium:sodium antiporter activity; calcium channel activity. Lineage: Eukaryota; Metazoa; Chordata; Aves; Columbiformes; Columbidae. Gene Ontology annotation, cellular component: plasma membrane. Gene Ontology annotation, biological process: calcium ion transmembrane transport; intracellular calcium ion homeostasis. The record is from RefSeq and is a predicted model, not a curated record.